UCUCUCUCUCUCUCCCCCAAUCCCUUCAAUGUCUGUGUUUGAUUUUCUCUGAUUUGCUUUGAUUCAGCAGCCGUUCCAGAGAAAGAAAGAAAGAAAGAAAGAAAGAAAGAAAGAAAGAAAGAAAGAGCAAGAGGGGGAGUGAAACAAAAACCCGUCCUGCUCCGCGUUUUUUCUUCUUGUCAACACCCUGCUUUGUGGCUGGGGGUUUUAUUUUUAUUUUUUGCAUUUUUGUUUUUUCUCGCUUUUCCUACUUUUUUUUUCCCUUCAAGAAGAAACGAAGGUUUUGGUUGUCCUUAAUUCAUGUUUGGGAUUCAGGAAAGCAUUCAGAGGAGUGGGAGCAGCAUGAAGGAAGAGCCCCUGGGCGCCGGCAUGAACGCGGUCAGGACAUGGAUGCAGGGAGCCGGCGUCCUGGAUGCAAACACCGCGGCGCAGAGCGGGGUAGGCCUGGCCCGGGCUCAUUUCGAGAAGCAGCCGCCUUCCAACUUGCGGAAAUCCAACUUCUUCCACUUCGUGCUGGCUUUGUACGACCGGCAGGGGCAGCCCGUGGAGAUCGAGCGCACCGCCUUCGUGGGCUUCGUGGAGAAGGAGAAAGAAGCCAACAGCGAAAAGACCAACAAUGGGAUCCAUUACCGUCUGCAGCUCCUCUACAGCAACGGGAUAAGAACCGAACAGGAUUUUUACGUCCGUUUAAUCGACUCCAUGACAAAACAAGCAAUAGUAUAUGAAGGCCAAGACAAGAAUCCAGAAAUGUGCAGAGUUCUGCUCACCCAUGAAAUAAUGUGCAGCCGCUGUUGUGACAAGAAAAGCUGCGGCAACAGAAAUGAGACUCCUUCAGAUCCGGUGAUAAUUGACAGGUUCUUCUUGAAAUUUUUUCUUAAAUGUAACCAGAACUGCUUAAAAAAUGCAGGAAAUCCACGAGACAUGCGGAGAUUUCAGGUUGUGGUAUCUACAACAGUCAAUGUGGAUGGCCACGUCUUGGCAGUAUCGGAUAAUAUGUUUGUGCACAAUAACUCCAAACAUGGGCGGAGGGCUCGAAGGCUUGAUCCUUCGGAAGGUACGCCUUCUUAUCUGGAACAUGCAGCUACACCCUGUAUCAAAGCCAUCAGUCCAAGUGAAGGAUGGACUACGGGAGGUGCCACUGUCAUCAUCAUAGGAGACAAUUUCUUUGAUGGGUUACAGGUCAUAUUCGGCACCAUGCUGGUUUGGAGUGAGCUUAUUACGCCACAUGCUAUCAGAGUUCAAACACCACCCCGACAUAUUCCUGGUGUUGUAGAAGUUACAUUGUCCUAUAAAUCCAAGCAGUUCUGUAAAGGCACACCUGGAAGAUUUAUCUACACAGCUUUGAAUGAACCAACCAUUGACUAUGGCUUCCAAAGGUUACAGAAAGUCAUCCCGAGGCAUCCUGGUGACCCUGAGCGUUUACCAAAGGAAGUAAUACUCAAGAGGGCAGCUGAUCUGGUGGAAGCACUCUAUGGUAUGCCACAUAACAAUCAGGAAAUAAUCCUGAAAAGAGCAGCUGAUAUUGCAGAAGCACUCUACAGUGUCCCUCGUAAUCAUAACCAACUCCCCGCGCUCGCUAAUACAUCAGUCCAUGCUGGCAUGAUGGGUGUGAAUUCAUUUAGUGGUCAAUUAGCAGUAAAUGUCUCAGAAGCCUCACAGGCCACCAAUCAGGGUUUUACUCGCAACUCAAGCAGUGUGUCUCCUCAUGGUUAUGUGCCAAGCACUACCCCUCAGCAGACAAACUACAACUCUGUCACAACAAGCAUGAAUGGUUAUGGAAAUGCUGGAAUGUCCAAUUUAGGUGGUUCUCCAACCUUCCUGAACGGAUCUGCUGCCAACUCUCCCUAUGCCAUUGUGCCAUCCAGUCCAACCAUGGCAUCCUCUACUAGUCUCCCUUCUAAUUGUAGCAGCUCCUCUGGGAUCUUCUCCUUCUCACCAGCCAAUAUGGUCUCAGCAGUGAAACAGAAGAGUGCUUUUGCUCCUGUUGUCAGACCACAGACAUCCCCUCCCCCUACCUGUACCAGCACCAAUGGGAAUAGCCUGCAAGACCAGUCUUUUGUGGACUCUAGCAAGUACUCCACUGCAGGGUCUCUCCAGGGUCUGGCCUUCUCCUGAACUAUAUCUGGCAUGAUAGUUCCUCCCAUGUGAAUGAAAUGCCUUGAAGAAUUGACUAAUGAAGGAUUUGGAUUCUGCUCCAGAACAAAGUCUGACCCAAGCCCCAGAGGGAACUUUUAACUCAGGCCUUUCUUCAAGGAAAAAGGAAGACUCUCACAAUAACUGCAAAGUUUUAAAAAAAUACACAUUUUUUUUGAAAAAAUGCCAUCCUUGCAAAAUAGUCCUGAAAUCUACUUACAGCCUGCAAGGGCAAGAUGUUAAUUUGAGCUGUCCGUCCCAAGUUCUUGGGGAGAAAUUUGUGUCCUGAAGAAAAUACGCUUUGGUCUUUUCCAUUUUUAUGGGUCACCUUUGGUCUUUUACAAAUCACAACGGGAGGGAGAGGCACAAAGAUGAAAAGCCAACUUAAGAACUUUCUUUGUUGUAGUUGUUUUUUUUUUUAACUGUCUUAAAGGGAAAUAAAGUGGCAACACAUGAGUUUCUAUGGAACAGAAGUAGAAGUGCCAGUUAGGAAUUAUUGAUGUUUUUCUUUCCUUCGAAAAUUAAUGGCUGUGCCAGUAAGGGUUGUUUUCAUGUUUUACUUAACCAACAAUAGCACAUACAGCUGGGAUUUGCAGUCUGGGGAAGUAUCAAUGAAUGUCCAUGUGAGCAUAGAUACAAAGAUACACCAUAUACACAUACACAAAAAGGAUUUCAUUUUAGAAGCCAUGAUUCCCCUUCCCCUUAAUCCCUCCACACCCUUUUUAACAACAUUGCAUUUAGAAAAUUGUGUAAAUACUGCAAGGCAAGGGGGGUGGGAAGCAUAUGUGU
Molecule: messenger RNA, 2922 nt
Organism: Thamnophis sirtalis
Lineage: Eukaryota; Metazoa; Chordata; Lepidosauria; Squamata; Natricidae
Gene: EBF1
Product: EBF transcription factor 1
Biological process (GO): regulation of DNA-templated transcription
Molecular function (GO): DNA-binding transcription factor activity; DNA binding
Source: RefSeq, a predicted model, not a curated record